AGUACGUGCCUGAGUACAUAAUAUCUGGCGACGAGAAUGGCGGCGAACGCGAGUAUAGGUCUCUUGGGUUGAAUAGAGCCGUAUGACUCAACAACGGAUUGGCUAGCAUACGAAGAGAGAAUGGACCAGUUUUUGUUGGCAACAGGAAACGGAGAAGACAACGCGAAAAAGGUGGCGGUAUUUCUAACAGUGAUUGGAGCUGAAACGUACACUCGCUGCUUCGCGAUUUGGUGCACCCAGAGAAGCCGUCGACACUUACAUACGGGGAAUGGACUACCAAAUUGAGAGAGCACUUCCAACCUAGCCGCAUUGUCGUAGCUGAAAGAUUUAAGUUUCAUGCGCGCAAACAACAGCAAGGAGAGCCAGCCGCACGUUUUCUGGCAGAAUUAAGGAGGCUGAGUGAACACUGGGAAUUUGGUGGAUUCAAGGAUGAGGCAUUGAGGGACCGUUUUGUCUGUGGGUUACGCAGUGAAUCAAUGCAAAGGAAAUUGUUGGCAGAAGACAACCUACCCCUCAAUACAGCAUUCAAGAAAGUGCAAGCCAUGGAGGUAGCAGAGCUACAAGCCAGCAAACUGCAGCAAGCUGCUGGAGUAAAGGAGGAUUGUGAAAGCCCACAUCAGCAGUACACCAACUUAAAUCACAGGGAAAAAUCAAGGAGACCAGAGUCGGAAGAAAUACAAAAAGCAGCCAACCGCAAAAGGCAGGGUAAUUCAUUCAGUCGUAGUGCAUGCUGGCGGUGUGGAAAAACACAUCACAAACGGAAAGAGUGUCUCAAGUGCCAUAAAACUGGUCAUAUGGCAAAAAUGUGUAAUUCAAGAAUUAGAACCGCUCAGCAUGUGUCAGGAGACCAAUCGAGUAGUGAAGAUGAAGGGGUCGCAUACCAACAAACAAUAUAUCGAACUGGUCAAUGUGGUGCUAAAAUAGAAGCAUGGAAAGUGAGGGUCAUAGUGAAUGAUAGAGAAGUGGAAAUGGAACUUGAUACAGGCGCAUCAAACACCAUACUGUCUUCGAACACAUAUUACAAACUGUGGGCAAGUGAGAAGCGUGCCAAGUUACAUCACACGACGACUCGUCUGAGAGCAUAUGGAGGCCAUAACAUUAAAGUGCUGCGGUCUAUUCAAGUGACAGUGGAAACUAACUAAGGCAGGGCAGGAACCCAAGCAUGUCUCCAUGUUAGUUGAAGGAAGAGGACCUGAUUUAUUGGGCAGAGAUUUGUUGUCCUCUUUACGACUGAAUUGGAAGAGAGUUUGCAGAGUGGGGAAUCCGUUUGAUGAAGUGGUGGCUAGGUAUCCAGAAGUUUUCAGUGAAGGAUUGGGUAUGUAUAAAGGGGAGCCAGCAAAAAUACAUGUAGAUGUAUCCGUGAAACCACUGUUUUGCAAAGCCUGAUCAGUGCCAUAUGCCUUAAGAGAUUUGGUCAACAAUCAACUGGACAAAAUGGAGUCACAGGGUGUGAUCAGCCCAGUUAAGAGUGCGGAGUGGGCUGCACCCUUUGUGUCCGUACUGAAGGACGGGGCACAAGCGUUAGAAUUUGUGGUGACUAUAAACAAACAGUCAAUCGAGCAACAGAAGUGGAACAGUACCCAAUUCCAAGGAUUGAAGAUCUCUUCGCGUCAUUGACAGGAGGAGAAUCGUUUACCAAGUUGGAUUUGUCACAAGCGAACAACCAAAUCCCUCUAGACAAAGAAUCGAAGAGAUUGACAACAAUCAACACACCAAAAGGAUUGUUUGAGUUCAACAGAUUACCGUUUGGGAUAGCGUCUUCGGCAGCAAUGUUUCAAAGAACCAUGGAGGCGCUGCUAAAAGGAAUACCUAGAGUUGCAGUAUUUCUAGAUGAUGUGUUGAUUACAGGAAAAACAGAAGACAAACACCUACAAAAUCUUGAGAAAGUAUUGCAACGUUUAAAUGAAGCAGGGCUGAAAGUGAAACCACAGAAGUGUGUAUUCAAUACGAAGUCGGUUGUUUAUCUGGGCCAUCAGAUUGAUAGAGAGGGGCUACACCCAACAGAGGAAAGGUUAAAGCGCUGAAGAGAGCACCAAGGCCACGAAAUGUCACUGAGUUGAAGAGUUUUCUAGGUCUGAAGACGUAUCAUGGCAAGUUUAUCUGUUAUUGACACUGUUGGCUCCUUUACAUGAGCUAUAGCCUCAAAGUUCCAGACCGUCUCCCAAAAGAAAUGGGAGACGGUCUGGAUCAACUUCUGAUCAAACAGAGUUCGGAAGUGAUCCGAGUCAGCCAAUCAGCAAGCUG
Messenger RNA from Corticium candelabrum, 2244 nucleotides. RefSeq lists its product as uncharacterized. The record is from RefSeq and is a predicted model, not a curated record. Gene Ontology annotation, biological process: proteolysis. The transcript has a single exon. Gene Ontology annotation, molecular function: zinc ion binding; aspartic-type endopeptidase activity; nucleic acid binding. The coding region runs from base 477 to 1142 and encodes 221 amino acids. NCBI's taxonomy places the organism in Eukaryota, Metazoa, Porifera, Homoscleromorpha, Homosclerophorida, Plakinidae.